Hermetia illucens (black soldier fly) is the source of this 6053-nucleotide messenger RNA. RefSeq lists its product as uncharacterized. The record is from RefSeq and is a predicted model, not a curated record. NCBI's taxonomy places the organism in Eukaryota, Metazoa, Arthropoda, Insecta, Diptera, Stratiomyidae. The transcript has 11 exons. Bases 567 to 4970 code for a protein of 1467 amino acids.
UACCUAGAAAGCGUUUCGAGCUAUCCUCGAGGCGGCUCGGGAUAAAUAAUAGAUUCCCAAAUCAGAAAAAGAUACAUAGAAAAGCUGUACAUUGGCUAGUUAAUAGGAAUUUUGAGAUACAGUAGCCGCCGCCACAUCAUUCGGCCGGUUAAUGUGCCAAAUCUCAUUAAACGCGGAAAAGAUAAUGGUUUAAAUGGCCCUACCUGGCCUAUCUACCUAUCUACUGGCACUUUAGAUAGAUAAGUUAGAUCGAGUAAGUGACCGGCCAUGAAGCUAUGAGGGAGGCGAGAGAAAGUAAUAGAAAAUGUACUGUACAGUGAUGGUGUCAUUUAAAUUCAAAUAUAUUUAAGUGUAUAUUGUGAUCCUGCGGGAUAGAGAGGAAGCAGUGAAGUGUGGAAAACGAAACGGGAUGUGAUGGCAUAAUUUCAGACGAUAUCUCAAGGAGACCGCGAUCGUCGAGGAAUCUUCAUUUCAUAUUUCAUCCACUAGAAACCACACAUUUUCAAGCGUAUUUGCUUGCAUUUCUGUAUUUACUUUGAAAAACGAAAACAAACCAAAUUUCAACCAUGUUCAAGUUUUUUCGUCGUUCGAGAGCUGACAAAUGCGAUCGAUUGGAUAGCGAUAAUAAUGCGGGGAAUGCAAAGAAAAGUAUCUCAACGAAAGAGAACGUAAAAGCACCAAAACUAUCGGCGACAUUGGAAAAUAGUUUGUUGUCAAGAGGACUACCACGCGCAAGCGCCUCGAGUAACAAUGAUAAAAAUAAAGUGCUUCGUGGACGACAUGAGGAUCACCACGAUCCGCCUCAGCUUCAGGCAAAUCGUGGCGGUAAUAGAAAACUAAGUCACUUGCAAAAAACGGCGGGACCCCUUCCCGUAGCGAAUGAUGCCCAAAGUCGUGAAAAUACCAAGACCAAUUGCUAUAGUCCCAGCUAUGCAAAAGAAAAGUCUAGUCGAAACGAAAUUGUUGAUCUGACGAGAGGCGAUCGAACGUCGCAGUAUCGAACCCAGAAUGAUCGAUCGCGUUCAAGGCUUAUCGAUAAGAACGCCAGCACCCACGACAACCGAUUGCACCUGUUGCAGCGACAGAACCAGUGUCAGAAGAAUCAGCAGCAACAACAACACCCCCAAACACCUCCGAAGCGCAGUGAUCAAGCGCCGAUCGCGCCGAAUUCUUUCAAUCCGAUAAAUAAAAGUCGCGAGUUCUUCUAUGAGAUAAUGGGCAAGAAUCGUAAUCGCAAUCGAAAUCGCAACAGGAACAAGGAUAGUAAGCCAUACAAUCGUGAUAACGUGUCUAAUACGUCCAGUAGUGUCGGUCGGGAGCCUGGAGAUCAGCAGAACAAAUCGAACGAACUCGUAGCACAGAUGCAAGACCAGCUCACAAAACAGCAGCAGGAGUGCGACAAAAUGCCGAACCAAACGGAAGGGAUCAGUGGUGGUGAUUUAAGUGCUACCGUCGAUUCCAACAUAUCUAACGAAAAUAUUGAUAAAUUUGUAAAAGAAAAUGAAAAUAAAGACGAGGAAAAUUUCGAAAAUUUCGGUUAUCAAAUAACAAAGUCUAAGAAUAGCGAGAACCUAGUCAUGAAUUAUGAAGGCGAAGACCAAGACGAUCGUGAGAAACAGAUCGAGGGGAAUACGAUCAGCGAGAGCCAUGUUGAAGCCCAGCCCGACCGUGGUGAUCCCACGGAGGACUCACAGGCAGACGAUGUCUCCCAACCCCAGUGCGCCGACGCACCCAGUGACGUAAACGGCGACCAGGGUGAAAAUAGAUUUUCCGAUGGGAAUGAGGAAAGCUACCAAAGUAGCAACAAUUUCGACAACACCAGCAACAAUAGCAACAGCAACGCAACAGACUCUGCUAAUGAGACGCACAAGGAAGAAAACUCGAUCGUCAUAGGCGAUCUUAACGUACAACAUGUGGAACGGAGCGAAAGUCGCAACGAAAAUGAUCCGCAACAUUUCGAUGCGGACGAGGAUCAGUCUGGCCGGCAGCAAGAUACGCCGGACGCUGCAUUAGCAUCGUCUACUCAAGACGAUGCUCCCGUACAAAGUGAGUGGCAUUCACUAAAGAAUUUCGAAGACGAUCGUAAUAGCAUCGAUGGUCAAUUGCAAAUCGAUCAAGACGAUCUUGAGGAACAGCAAACAUCCGCCCCAAUAUCAACGUCCCUAAUUGAUUGCGAUUGCGAUAAUCAACAACCGCGUCAGGAAUUAGAUGAUGCAAACAUGGGUCAAGAUAACAGCAAGAGUGCAUCUGAUCGACACAGAAGAUCAAGUGCUGAUCAAGUGCACAGUAAUAUAGUGAUACCGACAAUUACGGUGGCUGACUACAGCGAUGCCAGGGGAGCCACAAAGGAUUAUGUGACAAAUGAUAGUGCCGGCCUUGCGCCCGAUAAUGAAGUGUUCUACGAUACCGAAGCGUUUGAUAUCGACUCCUGUAAUAAUCAAAGUGUAGAAGAUUGCGACAAUGAUAGUAAUUUGCAGUUUGUAGCGUGUGAAAGUAGUGACGAUCGUGUUAUUAUCGAGGACGAUCCGGAAGAUCCGGAAGUGAAUUACGGUGGUGCUUGCAAUAACUUCUCGGACAUACCGACCACAGUGAUCGAUACAUCUGACACCCCCAACAAUGAUAGUAGCCCCGAUAACAAUAACAUCUAUCACAGUGAUACCGGUGACAAUAUCAACCUCAGCAACACGAGCAGCAGCUCAACAAUAAACGACAGCAAGAACUCAGAUUCACCGGAUUCCGGCAUAGAACUUCUGGACGAAAGUCAUCACAAUCAAUCGUCAACCGGUGGUGAAAAUUUCUUACAUAUCAACCGUGAUAGUGAGCUAUUUGUUCGCGGCGGUUCAACUGAUUGUGACGAGAGUUUCCUGUUCCCCAGUGAUAAUGAAGAUCACGAUUACCAGCAGCAGCAUCAUCAUCAGCAGACAUACCACCAGAGUGAUUUCGAUAGUGAUUCCAAAGAUAAACCGAUCCUUAUUGAUAGUAUAAGUUUACCGGAUGUUGUAGUGGAAUCGACUGCCGGAGGGAGUAGUGGCAUCGGAAUGGGGAACAGUCACUCCGUGAAACCAGUGGACCAUGUCGAGGAUCAUAACAAGCAUCACAGCGCAACCAUCAUUGUAACGGAUCACAAUGAUAAUGAAACGCGAGAUUUAGUCAAUCAAGAAGCACGUUAUAGUGCCCAACUUGAAGAAGCCCAGAAAAUUAUUUUAAGCGCACAGACGAAAGUCAACGACCUUCAAGCGAAAAUUGAUAGUUUAGAGAAGGAGUUAUCAAUCAAGUCGUGGAAUGUUGAUCGACUUCAGGGAGAGCUCCAAGCAGCAAAUAAAGAAGAUGCCUGCGUCAGGCGUAGGUUGAACCUUCUCCAGGACGAAAUAGUUGAUAUUAAACAGAAAUACUCAGAGAAUGAGUACGAACUCAAUCGUAGAUACGAUGAACUGAAAACAAAACACACCGAACUUUUAGACAAUUAUCGUCAUACACAAAAUUUAGCUAACGCGCUUCAGACACAACUAGCAUUUGCACAAAGUGAUAUAGAGACUGUUCGUAAGGAAAAACAAAAAUUAUGUGAAGAAAAGGACGCUGAACUGAGAAAUCUCCAGGAAGCCUUAAAAGAAUCACAGGAAAAACACAAAGAAUUGGAAAUCAAAUGGCAAAAAGAAUUCGAAUCUCUGAGAACCCAAAAUGCCGACCGCGAGGAACAUCUCAUGGCCGACUGCGAAUGGAAGCUUCGAACCAUGCAAAGAACUUGCAAGGAUAAAGUCGAAGCCGCUAAAAAGGAGAAGAAUGAAGCUUUGGAAAAAGCCAAUGAAAUUUCAACCCGCGCCACUGAACAGAUCGAACGUGUUACGCAUUUGAUACCUCUCGAGGCAGAAAUCAAACAAUUACGUGGACUGACCAAUGAUCAACGGGAGUCCAUGUCCUCCAUGUCUGAACAAAUGACUGAACUCCGCGACGAUUUGGAAGCUGCCAACAAACGACUUGAGGAAGAAAUUGAAAAUGUUCGGAAAAUACGCUUACAUUGCGAUAAUGCUCUUAGUGAUAAAGAUCGGCAAAUGAUACAGAAGAUUGAAGAAGCUCGUGGAACGGUUGCUGUCGAAUGGGAAACAAGACUUUUGGAGGAGAUGACAAGACUGAAACACGAAUUGGAAAUGGUACAUGCUGAAGAGCGCCGUGAAGCACUGGACAAAUUACAAGCGGAACACAUCGAGGAAAUUAAGGUACUGACAUGUCGAUAUGGAGCUAACGAAGAGGAACUACAAAUGGAGGUUGCAAAAUUACGCCAAACACUCCAAGAGAAAUGUGAUGAAUUCAAAGCACUUAAAGAGCAAACAGAUGCUGCACUUUUAGAAACCCGACUGCAUUUGGAGCGAGCCGACUCGGAAUAUCAGAUAGCGUUCAAUAGGGAAAUCGAUAAGAGGGAACAGCUAGCGGAACAAUUAAAAGCCGAGUUUGCAAAAGAAAAGUCUGAAAUGGAAGAGAAAUUCCGUGAACGGCUCAAUCAAGUUAAAGAUGAAUUCGCUAAAGAACUAGCGAAUGCCACUGACGCAAUGCAACUAAAACAUCGUAAACAAUUGGGUAAGCAGCCGUUGGCAUAUGGUAGUAAGCAUUUAUCCAAAAAAGGAUCAUCAUCUUUAUCAUCAGAACAACAAUGGGAGAAGUUAAUUGCUGAAAAAGAGGAAGCACUACAGACUAUGGAAAGUCGUCACAGAAUACGUUUAGAUGAGGCAGCAAGUCGAAUCAACACCUCAGCUGAUGCUGCCACUGCAACCACCAGCACCACAUCACAUUUGGCUGAAAGUGAUAGAUCGAAAUUAGAUUCUUCUACUUCUGUUCUGUUCCGACACAAUAAUAUGAAACUAUGGAAGGGAGCGUGUCCUUUGAUUCCCACAGUCCUGAUUUAUUAUUUCUCACAAUCAUUCCCUUUGGCGUUAAUCUGUUUGUUGUUGAUUUGUGCAUUUCGUUUUUAUAUUUAACGAAAUUAUUUGGUUCUGUAUCCAAGUCCGAAAAUGUGGAAAUAUUGAAAUGUUUUUCAGAUGAAAAUCAAUCUUUCGGCGAUGAUGGAAAGUUUUUAAAACUCUUCAAAAUUCAAAAUUUUUUUUUUGUAUGUAAAGUACCGUGAAGUUUUGAGUGUUUUGUUGCUUCGGUUAUUUUUUCAAAAGUCGGGCCUUUCUCUGUAGCAUCUUUUCUUGUUUAUUUCCGAGAGUUUUUUCUUACUUUUUGGGUCUGGCGAAGGAAGCCUUGAAAGUCGCUGCUGCAGAAAGGAUAUUCUUUGGAGCAAAAACCCACGCUCGUUACAAGAACAUCCUUUCCUCUUUGCAGCGCGGUGGAUUCAUUGUUUUAGAUGCUUUUGUCUUGUAUUCAAUCUUAUAAAUUUCCACGGAAAAACGGAAAAAGCUCACAGGAUUUCAGAUGGAAAUAAUGAAGAGCAAGCUGAAUUCAAAGACAAAGACGUAAUUAUAUCAAAACUGUAGCUCCUAUGUUGCUCGUUUUUUUGAAAGUCGCCACAUUCAAAACUUUUCAUUUGUACUUUCAUACUCAUGCAAUUUUUUUCGGACACGCUCCUUCUAGAAAGUCACACACUCACACAAAUCAGGAAACACUGAAAAUUCAAUAAGAUAGUCGCCGAAAUUAUUUUCAUUUCAAUAUUUUUCAAUUCGACGUAGCGACGUUGGAUGAAUUUUGAAAAUUUGAAAUUAAAUCUUUUCUCGAUACUUUCAAAGAUUUCUCUUCACUUAAUGAUUGCACGCUAUUUAAUUUUAUUUCUGAAUUUGUGUAGUUCCCCGUUUAAGGAUACUUCCCUAGCAUGCAAACUAUGUCGACAGUCCCCCGUUUCGCUACGAUGUAGUCUGAAAUUUCUCACUCCUUCGGAAUUAUAAUUGUCCUUGUGCGUCUCGAUGUUGUUGAAUUAGACUUGGCUGUUGUUUGGAAUUCACAUUGUUUCGUCCCACUCAGCGUUUUGUUCUCAUGUUGAUGGCAUUUAGUAGUUUCAUUGCAUUUUAAUCCGAUUUUUCCUAAUUUUUUAUCUAAACCAGUCUAGCUGCAUUUUAUGUUAAGAU